Molecule: messenger RNA, 2422 nt
Organism: Hypoxylon trugodes
Lineage: Eukaryota; Fungi; Ascomycota; Sordariomycetes; Xylariales; Hypoxylaceae
Exons: 2
Coding region: 240-2144 (634 amino acids)
Source: RefSeq, a predicted model, not a curated record
AAUCACAUCGCGAAGCACCGUUCUUUGGAGUCUAUACAUCAAGUCGAUGGGCUAUAACUUUGUAAAGGGUCUUCAUCCAAUGCUACGAGUGGGCUAUCCUUGCUCUUUCGACGUCAACUCUUCGACUCCGUCCUUUCCGACCUACAACGCAAGCGUCUCGGCUUGCCUCUCUCGUGCUUCUAUUCGAUACUGCUCUUAGCUGUGCAUAAUCCUUCGUCGACAUCGCCUUCUCGAUCUGUAUGCUUGUCAACCCAACGGGCAUGGAUUCCCGCUUUGCAGUUUCUCGUGAAGAGCUUUACAAUGUCCAUAUGGACGUCAAACAGAUGCAAAUGAUACAAAACAAUCACGCCGAGAGACUUUCCCGGUUAGAGAAACGCCAAGCUGACGAUGCUGCCAUCAAAUCUGUUUGGAACUCACCUUUUCCUAGUGCUCUGAGUGGUACACCGCAACAUGGUCCACUUCAGAUGCCUCCGAACGAGAUAUUCGACGAUUUCGAAGAGCAGGGCCAAAACCUUCUAGGAAGCUUACACCUCGAUGCCGAAGACGAACCUACUAGACGUGGUGCAGCUUCUAGAGCGAAUAGUGUCCGCUUUGAUGAAAGUGCUCUUCAGGGUUCGAGUUGGGCACAAAACGGCCGGCAUUCAGGUGACUUCGGUCCCAUCAGACCCGGUAGUGUUCUCGGCAACAAUAACAUGAUGGAACGUUCGCUGUCUCAUAAAUCGGACGGUAGACAUAGUUCUGCUGGCCAUUCGGUGCAUUCGAUCCAUUCGAUCCACUCCGUUGCUUCCGGUCGUGGGAGCAGUUUGGGUUUGGAUACAACGUUCACACCCGGUGCUCAGGAGGACGAUUCACCGAUCGGGAUCCCGGAACCACCGCCGAGCUUGUUCGUACUGGGAUCUGUGCCUUCAAUUAUUCGAUGUUGGUUAACAGCGAAUUUUGCACACGAUACUCUGCUUUACGCCGAUGUGUGUACCGGAUCGCAGAAGUCGGUCGUCGAGUUUUCUUUAAUCAAGGAAUUAGACCUGGUGGACGAUAUUCAUCGCGAUUUGGACGGUAUUCAUCGGAUUCGUUUGCCUGUGUACCUAACGGAAGCAACCGUAUCUCAACCGAAUUCUCGGGGAAUGAGCCCAGCGCCACAGAUGCCGAGCCUUACUUGCACUUUUGAGGUAGCGGGGAUGGAUCAACCUGAGAACGUUGAAGCUAAAAAGGCGAUCCGUAUUUUUCUAGGCAGUGAGACACUAAGGGAGCAUUCAGCCGACGUACUGUUCUCGCAGAACCGGAUGACUCUUUACGGUAGCGAACGUGAGAAGUUAUCUGUCCCCUUCGUGCGCCCUGAGGAUAAUAGUGUUUUCAAACACAUUCGUACAAUGGCCAUUUUCCCAGAGAAACCGAAGCUGAAUGCCAACGCCCGACCAUUCAUCUUGGGCGACAGCAAGCCACAAUCGACAACUACGGCGCAUUCGGACGGAGCCGAAGGGAAGGAGUCGCGCGAUGACGAUGAUUCUCGGGUACUCGCAUCACCGGCCUCAGAACAAGCAAGCCAACAAGCUGCAACCACAGGAGCGAGCAGUGUCUCGGAAAACGGCGGUGAGGGCGAAAGACAAUAUAAGGAAGCCAGUAUGUCGGACUCUAGCGCGAAGGACUCCCAAGCUCAAGCAAAUGAUGCUGCGAGUGAUACUUCACGUCGAACUUCGGCAGCGGGAAGCAUCUGGAAUUCAUGGCGUCACGGACCUACUGUUAAUGGCAAUGAGCCAAAAGAAAACGCUCUUCUAAGUGGUUAUCAACCUGCCGGACGGGGAGGACGGAACAUGAAGGUUCUGAAGCCGAUGAAAUCAACAACGUCAUCUUCAGCGAGAACGGGAGCAUCCUACGAACCGGCGCCACCACCUAGAAGCAGUGGCGAACCUCGACGCAAAAGCCAGGUUGGAGCCGAUAGCGCUAGCAGCGGCAGCUCUGCAAUUCGGUGGGAGUCGAAGCGAACGCCGAUUGGAGGCGCGGAGACGAAGCCAACUCAAGCCAACCGCGAGACCCGGAGCGUAUCAGGAACACCUCGUACGUCGACCAAUCCUAUUGGUAGCGCUUCGGCUUUCUCAUGGAUGAGUUCUUCGAACAAGCCGAGAACGCCAACUGCAGCGGCCGAGUAAAUGACCUUGGGUACUUCCCUAAGGAAUGCCUUACUUUAGGUGGUCCUGCAGAAAUGUGCACGCAACUAUGAUGAAUGGAGUAAUGCUUGUAUGAUGGUUUGCCGAGUUUCAUGUUCUGAUAUGAUGCUCUGUCGUGUUGUAUCGUGUCGACUCGUAUUAUGAGUCGCAGCGAGAUUCUACUUAUACCUUGUUGUAGGUAGAACAUGAUUAAGAAAAAGCCAAUAAAAAUCAAAGCUCAAUAAAAUAAUAAUAUUUAACACGAAGCGUUUUUAAGUGUG